Psammomys obesus (fat sand rat) is the source of this 192-nucleotide messenger RNA. Its product is annotated as 39S ribosomal protein L52, mitochondrial-like. Gene Ontology annotation, cellular component: mitochondrial large ribosomal subunit. Gene Ontology annotation, biological process: mitochondrial translation. The transcript has a single exon. Lineage: Eukaryota; Metazoa; Chordata; Mammalia; Rodentia; Muridae. The record is from RefSeq and is a predicted model, not a curated record. Bases 1 to 192 code for a protein of 63 amino acids. Gene Ontology annotation, molecular function: structural constituent of ribosome.
AUGAAAGGCCAGCUUCAAAUAAAAGCUCAAAGGGAAAAGCCUGCAAGAAGAGUUGUACUGCUGACACAGGAAAUGGAUGCUGGAUUACAGGCAUGGAAGCUCAGGCAGCAGAAACUGGAGGAAGAAAGGAAGCAAGAAAAUGCUUUUAAACCUAAAGGGACUUCACUAAAAAGCCCACUUCCAAAUCAAUAA